GCCGCCGCCUCCGCCUCCUCACCAGCGUUAAAUCCGGGACUGGACCGAGCGGAGUUGCGCGUGUUGCCGAAGGGGGGGUGGGCCGGGGGCGGGGAAGUUCGUUCCGCGGAGCCGCAGCCAGAACCGGGGCCAGGAAUCACCUUCAGGACAGUCUGGUGAUAGUUCGGUGAUAGUAAUUAAGGAGGAAAGCGUCCACGAAAUAGACGACUGGAAUGAGCUGAGCAUAAAGAAUCCCCUUUCUAUUGUUUUCUUUGGGAAGAUUACGAUAGAACCUAACAGCCACCAGAGGGCACCAUGGAGUCUGCUAUUGCUCUUUCCCAGAAAUUGUACUUUUCUGUUUCAGAUUUAUUCAAAUACAGAAAGAACUAACAAGAAUUUAUGUGUGUGUAAAUAACAGUUCUUAAAUUUCAUGAUUUAGUUUAGGUUCUGUGGCAUGGAUGAAUGUUCAGCAGGAAGAUUAGACUUGACUGAACAGACUCCUAUCUUAUUAGGGAGUAAAGCCAUGGCAGCUAGUCUCAUGGAUGUAGGAGACUCAUUUGGUGACGCAGCUAGUCCUUUAGUUAAUAGAUCUAGAAACUCAUCGGUGGAAGGUGAUGAUGGUGAUGAUGAUGAUGUUGUGUUUAUUGAAUCUAUACAACCUCCUUCAAUUUCUGCUCCAGUAACAGCUGAUCAAAGACAUUUUGUAUUUCCUGCAUCAAGAAAUAAAAAGCUUCUAGGACAUUAUUCUGUAAUUCUUCCUUCCUCAAGAUAUUUGGCUUCUCAGAAGGGAAAUAUAAGUGAGACAAUUGUUAUUGAUGAUGAAGAGGACAUGGAAACAAAUGGAAGGGAAAAGACAGUUUCUCCCAGUUUUAUUGAAUGGGGAUUUCCUGGAACUAAAAACAGAACCAAAGAUUUGGAUUUCUCCACUUCCAGUCUUUCAAGAAGUAAGACCAAGACUGCAGUAGGACCUUUUAAUCCUGGUAGAAUGAAUGUGGCAGGAGGUGAAUUUCAGAAUGGAGGAUUUACAACUCAUCAUAGUCCUGAUUCUUGGAUCUCCCAGUCAGCAUCCUUUCCCCGUAAUCAGAAACAGCCAGGGGUGGAUUCUUUAUCACCAGUGGCCUCGCUUCCUAAACAGAUUUUCCAGUCUUCUGCCCAACAGCAACCCACUAAAGCAGCUAAAAUCACUUGUGCAAACUGCAAAAAACCUUUACAGAAGGGACAGACAGCUUAUCAGCGAAAAGGAUCAGCUCACCUCUUCUGUUCUACCAUCUGCCUUUCUUCCUUCUCUCAUAAGCGUACUCCAAAGAAACGCAAUGUGACAUGUAAAAAAGAUGCACCUACCAAAAAAGCUACUGUUGUUCCUCAAGGGGAGUCAAGUGAACCCUUCCCAAAAUGUUGUAGUACGUCUCGUUUGUCUCCCUGUGAAGACAGCCAGAAUCUUCGAAAAAGAGUUCUGAACAAAUCAAGAUGUACAAUCUGUAAUAAACUAACAGAGAUUCGGCAUGAAGUCAGCGUUAAUAAUGUGACACACAAGCUGUGCAGUAACCAGUGCUUUAACAAGUACAGGCUGGCCAAUGGUCUAGUGAUGAAUUGCUGUGAGCAGUGCGGCGAGUACCUGCCCGGCAAAGGAGCUGGGAACAAUGUCCUGGUCGUUGACGGUCAGCAAAUGCGAUUUUGCUGCCAAAGUUGUGUUAACGAGUAUAAACAGAUGAUGGAAACAAACUUAAAAAAAGUAUUAGCAUCGGAAAACAGAAAAAGGAAUGCUGCUGGAGAAGAAAAUGAAAGAGAAUUAUAUGGAUCAUUGAAUAUACUUCUGGAAAAAAUAGAAGAAAUACCAGAAAAAAAGGAAAAGACUUCAGAACUACAGGUUUCAGCAGAAUGUAGCCUAGACACAUCAGUGGUCCAACAGAAUGUGAAUUUACCAGGCAUAGCUGAUAAACUUCAAGAGCAACUGGGAGAGAAACCAUCAGAAGACUCCAUUAUUUCAGCUGUGCUUUCUGCAGAUCCAGGUACAUGGCCCCGAAUUUUGAGUAUUAAACAGAGGGACACUCUAGUUGAAAAUGAUCCACCUCAAGUAAGAAAUUUUAACUUCCCAAAAGACAGUACAGGGAGGAAGUUUUCAGAGACUUACUAUACAAGAAUUCUUGCAAAUGGUGAGAAAACCACUAGAUCCUGGUUACUUUAUUCGACCUCAAAAGAUUCUGUGUUUUGUCUGUAUUGCAAACUCUUUGGAGAGGGAAAAAAUCAACUGAAGAAUGAGAAUGGGUGCAGAGAUUGGCAGCAUUUAUCACAUAUUCUUAGCAAACACGAGGAGAGUGAAAUGCACAUCAACAAUAGCGUUAAAUAUUCAAAAUUAAAAUCUGAUUUGAAAACAAGUAAAAUUGUUGAAGCUUCAGAACACAGAUUACAGGAGAGCGAGGGGAAGGAUGGUAUGAAGCUGUUGUACACCUUAGACCUGAUCUGACAUGACAUGAAGAGGUCGAAUACUUAUUCAGAGCUGUACCCUGAUAGUCUGUCCUUUGUGCUGAGGCUCCCAGACUGAGUGCUUCCUCCGCUCAUUAGUAAUGAGUAUCAUAGCAAGUUAACUUGUAAAGAUGGUUUCUGCUCCAGGUUCUCGUGAUUUAUGUCCAUUCCAGAGAAGGCAAUUGUUGAUCUUUUCAGUCUUUCAGUUCACAUCUUUUAAAAUGGGCAUUUCAGGACUGACUUUUGACCGGUGUGAUCAAUAUUUUGUUCUGAUUAUCUUGAAAGAGGGAGAAAAAGGCUUGAAUUUAUCAAUACCAGUUGAACAAGAUACAUAUGUGAACACGUAUUGUUAUUUAGAAAUAGAAUGGGAUCUGAAGCUGCAGCUUUUUGCUAGUAAACCAAAUACUUGUGGUUUAUUUCAUUUGAGCAAAAUGUUGUUAUUUGAACAAAGCAGCAUCAUUUGUUAUGUUAAAUGAAUUAAGGUGGUUAAUUUGUGUUUUAUUGGUUUUGUUUUAAUUUAAUUUAUAAAUAUUGUAGCUUUUGUUGUCAUCUGAAAACUACAAGCAUAAAGAAUAUACCUAUUUUUAUGUUGUUACAAAUAUAAAAUAUAUUGUUGGUAUAAAUAUUAAAAUAAAAAUAUAUUAAGUU
Molecule: messenger RNA, 3090 nt
Organism: Dama dama (fallow deer)
Lineage: Eukaryota; Metazoa; Chordata; Mammalia; Artiodactyla; Cervidae
Gene: ZMYM5
Product: zinc finger MYM-type containing 5
Exons: 9
Coding region: 434-2443 (669 amino acids)
Molecular function (GO): zinc ion binding
Source: RefSeq, a predicted model, not a curated record